GGCGGGCCGGUACCGGGGCCAUGUCGGUGUGGACGCUGCCGCUGCUGUUCCUCAACCUGGGCGGCGAGAUGCUCUACAUCCUGGACCAGCGGCUGCGCGCCCAGAGCAUCCCGGGGGAGAAGGCGCGCAAAGAUGAAUGGACAGAUGUGGACAGGAAACGAGUGAUGAACGACAUCAUCAGCACCAUGUUCAACAGGAAGUUCAUGGAGGAGCUGUUCAAGCCCCAGGAGCUGUACUCCAAGAAGGCCCUGAGGACGGUGUACGACCGGCUGGCCCACGCCUCCAUCAUGAGGCUCAACCAGGCCAGCAUGGACAAGCUCUAUGACCUGAUGACCAUGGCCUUCAAAUACCAAGUGCUGCUGUGCCCUCGGCCCAGGGACAUCCUGCUGGUCACCUUCAACCACCUGGAUGCCAUCAAGGAUUUCAUCUACGAGUCCCCUGCCAUUCUGAACCAGGUGGAUGAGACCUUCCGGCAGCUGAUCGAAACAUACAACUGUCUCUCUGAUGGUGAAUUCCAGCUCAUCAGGCAAACGCUCCUCAUUUUCUUUCAGGACAUGCACAUCAGGGUCUCCAUCUUCCUGAAGGACAAAGUGCAGAACUCCAACGGGCGCUUCGUGCUGCCCAUCUCGGGGCCUGUCCCCUGGGGCACAGAGGUGCCAGGGCUCAUCAGGAUUUUCAAUCACAAAGGAGUGGAAGUUAAAAGGACUGAGUUCACCACUGCUGGGAAUUACGUUACUCCCCAAAGGGAAGGAUCUUUUGAGCUUUAUGGCGACAGAGUCCUCAAACUUGGAACAAAUAUGUACAGUGUGAGUCGGCCAGUGGAGACACACAUGGCAGGAUCAUCCAAAAACUUGGCAGCCCGUGCAAAGGAGAACACAGUGCCCAACCCUCUUGCCAAGGAGGAGCUGAACUUCCUGGCCCGGCUGCUGGGGGGUCUGGACAUCCAGAAACCUGCUGGUGGCGAGACGGGAUUUCGGCUGAAUUUGUUCACGACCGACGAGGAGGAGGAACACGCUGCACAGACCCGACCAGAGGACUUGUCCUACAAGGUCAUCAACAUUGAAGCCACACAGGAGCCGGGUCGGCGGGCGGAGCUGUCCCGCAUCCUGGGCGAGCUGGAGGUGGCGGAGCCGCGCCCGGGCAGCGCCGGGAAGGGCGAGGACCUGCUGGCACUGAUGGACGGGCUGUGACCGGGACACAGCGGGACACAUGGGGACAGCCCCGGGACACACCGGGACAGCCCCGGGAGCACCGGGCGGGGCGGGGAUGUGUUGGCCCCGCCC
Messenger RNA from Neopelma chrysocephalum (saffron-crested tyrant-manakin), 1283 nucleotides. RefSeq names its product organic solute carrier partner 1 (gene OSCP1). Bases 21 to 1190 code for a protein of 389 amino acids. The transcript is spliced from 12 exons. The record is from RefSeq and is a predicted model, not a curated record. Lineage: Eukaryota; Metazoa; Chordata; Aves; Passeriformes; Pipridae. Gene Ontology annotation, biological process: transport. Gene Ontology annotation, cellular component: plasma membrane; cytoplasm.